Sinocyclocheilus rhinocerous is the source of this 1186-nucleotide messenger RNA. Its product is annotated as 39S ribosomal protein L46, mitochondrial-like. NCBI's taxonomy places the organism in Eukaryota, Metazoa, Chordata, Actinopteri, Cypriniformes, Cyprinidae. Gene Ontology annotation, cellular component: mitochondrial large ribosomal subunit. The coding region runs from base 36 to 896 and encodes 286 amino acids. The transcript is spliced from 4 exons. Gene Ontology annotation, molecular function: structural constituent of ribosome. The record is from RefSeq and is a predicted model, not a curated record.
CUCCGCAAAGCACGACGGGAACACGUGCGGUCAACAUGGCGGCGCCCUUCAGUAGACUUUGUCGACCAUUGUGGAGAAUAACAACUACAAGUACAUUAAACAAAGGCGUGCGAAAUGUUUCGUCCUCUAGGCAACAGUGGUCUGCGCAAAAUGUCAAAACUGCGGGUGCUGCGUCUCCGUGGGCGCUGAAUGGAGCUGUAUGUCUGCAGCGGCUACCUGUGGUCUCUGAAGACGGGAGCCCCAUAGAGGAAGAGUUCAUGGAGCUAAUGCACCUGAUGGAGUUCGAGAGAAGUCUGCUCUCGGACCACGAGCUGAGGCUACUGGAGGAUGCUGCACGGAUGAGCCGGAAACAAGAAGGGGAUUAUGAUUCAGAUGAGGAGGAUUAUAGGGACAACGAAAUUGUUACAGCUCAAGAUCUGGAAGAUAUUUGGGAACAGAAACCGAAGCAAUUUCAACCAGCUCCGAGGUCACAAGGUGUUGACGAGAAAGACAUGAGUUCUUCAGAGCGUUGUUUAGCAGACAGCCUGAUCUUGUUGGUGAAGAAGGAUGUUGGCAGUCAAAAGCUUUGGCUCCUGCCUCAGAUACAGUGGCAGACGGGAGAGACACUUCGACAGACGGCCGAACGUGCCCUUGCAAGUCUUCCAGUAGGUGCUGAUAAAAAGGCCACUUUCCUUGGCAAUGCACCCUGUGGAUAUUACAAAUAUAAAUACCCAAAGGUCAUUCAGAAAGAGGGCAGUGUUGGAGCCAAGGUGUUCUUCUUCAAAGCUGUGCUGUCCAGCCAUAAGCACUUACCCCUAGAGAAGAAUUCAUUUGCUUGGGUAAAAAAGGAGGAACUCCAGGACUUCCUGAAGCCAGAGUACCUGAAACAAGUCAGACGCUUCAUUAUGGCUCUGUAAUAUGGGAAGACAUGGACAUGAUGGAGAAUAUGUUGGAAAGCAGAGCACAGGUUUAUGCUUUUCAUAUUUUUUUGGACUAUGAUUCCAUGAGUUUGGACCCUAUUCCACCAGAUGACCGCAACAAUCAAUAUGAGUGAUGUUCAGAUUGUCUUAUAGAUGUUAUACAGUAUGUUCCAUACACUAUAUUGUCACCUGCUGACGAGUAUUUAUAUAUGUAUUUAUCCUGCUUGUAAAUGAAAACUUCUAUGACAAUGUAUGCAAUAUUAAAAAGGUCCAGUUUUUGACUUUAU